Messenger RNA from Brassicogethes aeneus, 294 nucleotides. The record is from the annotation of a GenBank genome assembly. NCBI's taxonomy places the organism in Eukaryota, Metazoa, Arthropoda, Insecta, Coleoptera, Nitidulidae.
AUGUCAACGAAAUUAGGUAAAUUAGAAAAGGCCGUAGUCGAUUGCACAGGAUACCCGAAAGCCUCGGGUAAGGAACAGUCUUGCCCAAUAAAACCAUCAACAUUUUGUGAUGGAUGUGAUGAGACGUUUUCUGUACAAGAUUUCCUUAGUUGUAAAAAAGAUGGAUUAAUUAUAAAAAAUAUUAGACGUCACCAUGAAGUGAUUGGUUAUUUGAUGGGGGAUGCUUGGGGAAGUUAUUUGAGGGAGUCAAUUGCUAUGGAAUCAAUGAUGAUCCAAUUCUGCGUGCUGACGUAG